GAAUUUUUUUUGACACGAAAUUUUCACGGUUUUCUUUAUAGGCAUUUUUUAGUUAAUUUUAUAGUCUUUUUAUCGUCUCUUUGGCCUAAUGUUCCUCAUAUUUAGGAUUAAAAGCCAAUUAUCGCCUUAAUGCAGCACAUUCAUGUGCUACACUGCCUUUGAUUCUCUAGAUGACCCUUUCUUCCCUCCUCAUCCAUAUUUUAUUUAGUUCGAAAAGCAAUUUUUCGAUUAAUAUAUCAGUCAACUCUCCCUAAUAUUUCAACCUGAACUCAUGUGCGAAUUUAAAUGCCUCCUCCGGCACCCAUAGCAUUCUUUCAUCUUCAACUAGUUCUUUCUUAGGUGGACAUUCACAUUACCUUUAAAUGUUUUUGCAAUAAGAAACACAGCCAAAAUCAACAUAAGAAGAAGCCUUUAUAUCUUUCAAAAAACGUAUCGAAUGUGUAGUAUCUUCUGCUAAUAAAGCAAAAUCUUUAUAUUCUUGAGUGUUUUUUAACAUUUAAAGAAGUCUUUUUACAUCCCCUCGUAAAUGCUCGACUUCUACUAAAAAUGUGCCCUCGGAUUUUUAAGAUAGUUUUAAUAAAUUUAAUUCGUGUUGAGCUUUUUCGUAUUUUCUUUAGAGUUAAUCUUUUUCGAAAUUUGUAUUUUCUAGUUAUUUUAUUAAGUCCAUAUUUUUUUGCGAAUUCCUAUCUUAAGAAAUAUUCACGAAGUUUAAUGUCUCAAGUUUUUCAUUCAAAAGAUUCUUGUAUUUUUAUAUUUCUUGGUUUUUAUUGUCGAGUUCUUUCUACAUAGAUGUACAGUGAGAACGCAUGUUUUCUAAUAAAUUAUCAUGUCCUUAGGCCAUUUCAUUAUAGCGGAGAUUUAAGUCUUAUGUUUAUAGAUUAGAAUAUGUAUUAUUGUCUUAUUGUUUGGAUAGUUAUUGCUUUAAUUUUUGGUUUUCAUACUCUAUUUAUUAAAGCUUUUAGUGUAAAUCGUCAUUUUUUUAUAUUUAAAAGGAUAAUUGGGAUUGGAGUUCUUAUAUUUAUUGCUUUAAGUA
This is a messenger RNA of Ichthyophthirius multifiliis, 1033 nucleotides long. RefSeq lists its product as hypothetical. The record is from RefSeq and is a predicted model, not a curated record. The annotation marks the transcript as partial. The transcript has a single exon. Lineage: Eukaryota; Ciliophora; Oligohymenophorea; Hymenostomatida.